CUCUACCAUCAAGGACCGGCCGGUGUGGGGGAAUCAGCGGUCGCGCAAACCCUCACCGAAUACGCCGGCGCAACUCGCCUACUGGGUACAACGUUCUUCUUCUCCCGAACCAACGGACAGGACAAUUUUGCACCUUUAUGAACGCGUUUUGAUCACGAUUGCCUCCCAGUUGGCGGUCCGGGUUCCUGCCUGUCAGGGCCUGGUUGCCAGUCAGCUCGCCGGAGAUCCAGACAUUCUCCGGAGGGCACCCUCGAGCCUCUAUCCUCACUGUCACAUUCUUCCAAAUACUUCAUCAUUCUAGACGGCUGGACUGGAAUAUGCGCAGCCGAGUACCAUCGACCCGAUCAGUAAAUUCUUGCACACUGCAUUGUCGUUCCGAGAGUCUGGAUAGUUUGCAGUCGUUCAGAAUACCCUCAAACAGGCGUUUAUCGACUGUGGCUUCUCAAUCGACUCUCGAAAAAGGAGCUGCCGAUUGACAGCGGAGAAUGGAAGAGGAUGCUGCUGUCUCUAUCCAGGAUGGUUUCAAAGUAAUUCAGCGCAGGCAUCUUGACCUUGUCAAUGAGUCCUGGUCGCACCAGGCAAACCUUAGGCUGGCGAAAAUAGCUAAGACUGCCUCCGGUUUCUUUACCCUUGCUUCAGCGUUGCUGAGAUACGUAGGUGAUUCUCAUUGUGGGAGCCCUGUAGUCUGUCUGCAAACAUUCAUUUGAUCUGUUUCAAGGUCCUCCCUGAUGGAAGAGGCAGGGCCAAAUGCAGAUUCUCAAC
Molecule: messenger RNA, 762 nt
Organism: Macrolepiota fuliginosa MF-IS2
Lineage: Eukaryota; Fungi; Basidiomycota; Agaricomycetes; Agaricales; Agaricaceae
Source: the annotation of a GenBank genome assembly